Brassica napus (rape) is the source of this 2249-nucleotide messenger RNA. RefSeq lists its product as uncharacterized. The record is from RefSeq and is a predicted model, not a curated record. Bases 1292 to 1822 code for a protein of 176 amino acids. Lineage: Eukaryota; Viridiplantae; Streptophyta; Magnoliopsida; Brassicales; Brassicaceae. The transcript is spliced from 6 exons.
AACUGACCUCGAAAACUCUCUAAAACUCUUGAAAUAGCUUGGAAUCACUUGCUUUCUUUUUCUACUUUUCUCUCACGUUUUUAACUUGGUUUGGACAGGUCUGAAUGUGAGGAAAUGAGCUGGGUUCGUGGGGUAUUUAUAGGAGGCAGAAACCAAUCAGCUUUAGGUUGGUGGGCACCCGUGUGUCGCUCCGCAUGGCUCCGGAUGCAUGCACGGCGACACCUCGUGCUCCACAUGUCCUUCAGCAUGGCCAGGACUCAUGCAGGACGCCACAAAUCCUCCCAGAUGUCAGGCUGCAUGACUGUAACUCAUGCAAGGCGCCACAGUAGCUCAGACAUGGCUGGACGUAUGCUUCAGUUGCAUGCGCGGAGACACCUCGUGCUUGGUCGAUCCACCUCGUGCUUCUACAAGUCAGGCUGCAUGUACUGCUUCCAUGCACGACGACAACUUGAGCUUCUGUAGACACUCAGCUUGCUGGACAGUUAACACCACGUUCUGAACACUCACACCAAGCCACCUCGUGCUUCUCGGUCCAUUCGUCUGAUUUCGGUCCUUCCGGUAAAUUUCUGACCCGCGAUAAAUCCCGAAUAUUUUUCUACUCCCAUUCUGAUGUUCUGAAUAACUUUCAAUAAACUCCAGACUCCAUUAUAACCUUGACGGUAAUAUUUCCCGAGCCUCCGGCUUCUCCGAAAAAUAUUACAGAAUACCGAAAUUAGGGUUACGUCCAAUUUCGGGUUUUCCCGUUGUGCUUGAUUCCCAUCAUGCUUGAUUCCCGUCCUUCUUAAUUCCCGUCCUGCUUCCAAUGUCUUCGAAAUAAUAUUCUGCAGACACGAAGUUCCGCAGAAAACUUCGUACUGGAGAAACGUCGUUCUUCUAAAACGUUGAGCUUCUAAACCGUCUUGCUUCCAAAACAUUUAUACUUCCAAAACGUCUGUCUCAUCAAUCUAGGACAUCUUCUAACUAUGGUCGAGCAACUUAUUCGACUCAUAGUUCACUCACGAUCACUUCUUCGACCACCUCGUUCUUCGAAAUUUCUCGAUCGAUCAAUCUUCUGUCUCGACCAUUCUUAUGCCGAAGGGCAGCUUAUCAGAAUUAGUCUCUUCGACUCUCAUGCUGUUAAGAUCCACAAUCAACUAGAAACGAUGCGAGGUGAUCCAAGGGUUGUGGUUGCAACCAGUGUCGACCCCAAGAUGGUGGGAUGUAAGAAACCUAACUGAAGCUACAUGGCCAGCUGUAUAAUGUUUGCUAAAACAUUUAAUCCCUAUUCAUCCUACAGGUCGUCUGUUUUUGAAUGCCACUUCCGGCACACACAUAUACUUUGACAAGGAAACAACUGCAGGGAGUGUUUUUCUAUAGGUUGGUCGCACAAGACACUAGGCUUACACCAGCCGCUCUACUGCUAAUGGGAUAUGCUAAGGUGGAAUCCCUGAGCAUAGCCGAGCUCAAUGAUUUUGUCAUUACUGCUCCCUCGCAGGAAAUUGAUUUUAUCUGUACCGGAAGAGUGACUGAGGUAAAGAUGAAGAAGGGAUGGUGCUAUAUUUCUUUCUCAAACUGUGCCAAGAAACUUCAGCGCACUGUCUCAUCUUUCACAUGUCUGCCUUGCAACAAAACUAAUGCAGUUGGUGUCCUUCGAUACCGUGUGGAGGAGAUGUCUGUUGCAGAUGAAACCAGUGAAGCUCUGUUUGUCUGUUUCGAUGGGGUAAUGACGAAACUCCACAACAUGAAGGCCUAUGAGGCUGGCCAUCUUUUGGCUGGUGAUGGUGUCAACCCGGAGGAAACUCAGACCCCAUCGUUUGUGGCAGACAUGGUAGGUAAGACCUAACACAUUCCAGGUGAGGGCGAGUUCAUUCAAUUAAACAGCAAAUCAUCAGACCUUUACUGUCUCGCUCAUCGAGGAUGAGCAUGAAAGUGAGCCACACAGCCUGCAUUCAUUGAUAACGGCGGAAACGAUGACAAUGGAGAUGACAAACCCGGUGCCAUCUCAGUGCCUGCUAAGGUGGAAGCUGGUGGUGGAAGCUGGUGGUAGUAUCAAGGCGCAUGGAGCAUCGGACAAGGUGAAGAAAGCAAGCAAGACUUAGGUGAAGAUGAUUGGAGUUCAAGCCGCAGUUUUUCCCGUUUUCUAUAAUGCUUAAAACAUUUACUUGUUUUUUUUUUCCUUUUUUGGGGAUUGCUUUAUGAACAAGUUUGACUUUGACUAUUUGGUACUUUUAUAAUUUUGGUUUUUAAUAUCCAAUAUAAAAUAUAUCUCA